AGUCAGGACCCACCGACCACCCCUCUGCUUCGACUCACCUAUCGAUCCAUUCCCAGUCUCUAUCUUUGCGCUAACUCACCAUGAGCGAUCUCGAUAGGGCGAUCGCCCAAUUACGCGCCUGUCGCUUAAUACCCGAAACCCAGGUCCGUGAGCUCUGCUACAAGGCGCGAGAGCUCCUCAUAGAAGAAGGAAAUGUCGUCUGUGUAGAUGCGCCAGUCACGAUUUGUGGUGAUAUCCAUGGCCAGUUUCACGAUCUGAUGGAACUCUUCCGAGUUGGAGGCGAUGUCCCCGACACCAACUACCUCUUCAUGGGCGAUUUUGUCGAUCGCGGAUUCUAUUCCCUUGAGUCAUUCCUCCUGCUUCUCUGCCUCAAAGUGCGCUAUCCAGACCGUAUCACCCUCAUCCGUGGAAAUCACGAGUCGCGCCAAAUCACAACGGUCUAUGGCUUUUAUGACGAGUGUAUCCGGAAGUACGGCAGCGCCAACGUAUGGCGUUAUUGCUGUGAAGUCUUCGACUAUCUGGCGCUAGGCGCCCUUGUUCUUGGAACAAGCUCGGAACUUGAACCGACAGGACCCGUUAUGAACGAUUCUACUCAGUCCACUAUGCCAAUUGACGACGCAGAACUGGAGACCGAAGUACUAAACUCGAAGGGGGAGGUCACAUACAGCUCAUACCGACCAAGACAGAGUGCCUCGUCGGAUGCAUCAUCAGAGAACAGAAACAUAUCGCCAUCAGGGGAUAUCCCAAGCCAGGCACCCCUCAGAACAGGUGCUCCCGGCACAGGUGCCUCGGGAGAAGGUGCGGGUAGCUAUUCGAGCAGAACCGGAGCAGUCCUCUGCGUGCACGGCGGUCUCUCUCCUCUGAUUGACACAGUCGACAAAAUUCGUUUAAUCGACAGAAAACAAGAAGUUCCCCAUGAAGGCGCCAUGUGCGACCUGUUAUGGUCGGACCCUGAUGAAAUUGACGGCUGGGGAUUGAGCCCGCGCGGUGCCGGGUUCCUGUUUGGCGGGGAUAUCGUGAAGCAGUUCAACUACACAAACGACCUAUCCCUGAUUGCGCGCGCCCAUCAGCUUGUGAUGGAGGGCUAUAAGGAGAUGUUCGACGGCGGGAUCGUCACUGUCUGGUCAGCCCCCAACUACUGCUACCGGUGUGGAAACGUGGCAUCCAUCCUGGAACUCGGCGAAGACACAAGCAACGGUGGUACGGUGACGAGGAGCAAUGGUGACUACGGACGGAGCAACGGCAUUAUGACAACUGAUAAGCCAGGCGUGAGGAGUCCCGGAAGAAGGUACAGGGUUUUCGAAGCCGCUGCGCAGGAUACAAGGGGCAUGCCCGCCAAAAAGCCCGUUGCAGAUUAUUUCCUGUGAUACCACUGACGCAUAAUUCCACUUCCUUUCUGUCCUAUCUACAUUCUUAUAUAGGCCGGCCCGUAUCAGCUCUUUUAUUCAAGACCCAGCGAUGAUUCUAGAAGUAUGAUGUUGAGCAUACUUUGCAUUCUGAAGUUGAACCUUGGAGUUACCUUUAUGAUCUGUUGAAAGCGGGGAACGAUCCAUUCUGUCUAUUCAUAUGUCCAUUGGGGUCGAAGUGUCCAUAUCUUACAGAGUGGUUUUAUUCAAUGUCCCGGACGAAUUGUUUCUUUUUCAGCAUAAAUUAUUACAUUGAAUAUAAGAUUUCAGU
Molecule: messenger RNA, 1677 nt
Organism: Aspergillus caelatus
Lineage: Eukaryota; Fungi; Ascomycota; Eurotiomycetes; Eurotiales; Aspergillaceae
Product: serine/threonine-protein phosphatase
Exons: 3
Coding region: 81-1367 (428 amino acids)
Biological process (GO): peptidyl-serine dephosphorylation; double-strand break repair via homologous recombination
Cellular component (GO): nucleus; cytoplasm
Molecular function (GO): protein serine/threonine phosphatase activity
Source: RefSeq, a predicted model, not a curated record